Molecule: messenger RNA, 2881 nt
Organism: Rhincodon typus (whale shark)
Lineage: Eukaryota; Metazoa; Chordata; Chondrichthyes; Orectolobiformes; Rhincodontidae
Gene: psmd10
Product: proteasome 26S subunit, non-ATPase 10
Exons: 5
Coding region: 117-797 (226 amino acids)
Molecular function (GO): protein binding
Source: RefSeq, a predicted model, not a curated record
GGGGUGUAGUAGGCGGAGUCAGGUCAGGUGCUAUGUGAAUGUGAUGAACCGGAAGGGCUGUUGGGUUUGGCGGAAGUGAAGUUUCUGCUCGGUUGCUAUGAGAGUGAAUCAGCAUCAUGGAUGGUUCGGUGUCUAACGUGGAGAUCUGUAACCUGGCCUACACAGGAGACCUGGAGCAGCUUAAGACACUUAUCCUGUCAAAUAAGAGCUUGGCCACCAUAACUGACCAAGAUAACAGGACAGCUUUACAUUGGUCAUGUUCGGCUGGGCACAAAGACAUUGUGGAUUUUCUGUUAAGUCUUGGAGUACCAGUAGAUCCUAAAGAUGAUGUUGGCUGGACACCACUGCACAUCGCUGCAUCAGCAGGUCGAGAGGAAAUCGUGAAGGUGCUGAUUGGUAAAGGAGCACAAGUCAACGCUAUCAAUCAGAAUGGUUGCUCACCAUUGCAUUAUGCUGCAUCUCGAAACCGUUAUGAGAUUGCUUGCAUGUUGUUAGAGAAUGGAGCAGACCCCAACGUUACAGAUAAUAUCCACUCCACUCCCUUGCAUAGAGCUUCAGCAAAAGGAAACUUCCGCCUUGUACAGCUCUUGCUGAAGCAUAAUGCCUCUACAAAUCUCCAAGAUUUAGAGGGAAACACACCAUUGCACUUGGCAUGUGAUGAAGAGCGGGCUGAAGAAGCCAAGCUUCUGGUGGAAAAUGGAGCAAGCAUUUACAUUGAAAACAAGGAAGAAAAGACACCCUUGCAAAUGGCUAAAGGUGGUCUUGGCUUACAGCUGAGGAGAAUAAUAGAGGGUUGAAAAUGAACAUUUGAUUUAUGAUGCCAGCCUAAAAUCUGGUAUUUGCCUCAAAACGUGGAAUAUGAUCAAGGUGGGGAAGCUGGAUUCUGAGUGCUUGUAUUGGUUGUGUACUGCAUACUAUCUCUCCAAGUAUGUGCACAAUGCAUGUUGUUGCCUGCAACUCACGAAGUACAUAGACUUGUCUGUGAAUGAAGGUCUCUUUCCCAUGGUCUCACUGAUAUAAUAUACUUUGAUCUUAACAACCCUGCCAAUAUGAAGCAGGAUUUGUACCAUCAAGUGACCUGUCAUUGAUCACAGAAUAACUUCUCUUUCAUACUUUCAGUGCAGGGUCAAAACUACUCAUUGAUCGAGAACAUUCAAAGAAGGCAGCAGUAGUCACUGUAAACAGAUGGUUUAGGUUUAGGUGCGAAAGAUGUCAAUGGAAAACUAGAGAUGUGAAAAUAUGAAGACAGAAGUGUGAUUGGUAAUGCUAACAAAUCUCAGUCAUAGGACGUGUUUUAAAAUGUUAUAAUUAGUGACUGAAAAUUUCUAAGGAUUGUCAUUGAAUGAUGAACAUUCCAAUUAAAAUUAUUUGAAUCAUUUUUCCACAGCCUAUGUUAUACUUUCCACACUAAAUUUGCUGCUCAGAACUUCACACAAUUUGCUUUGUAUACAUCCUCCCCCACUCCUCCCGCCUCCAUUUUGAGAUGUCACUGUUUGUUUUAUGGAUCAGCGAUAAACCUGUUGCUUGUUAAUAUUGCUACACACAGUUGAGGAAAAUAUUAUUUUGAUGGAUUCUAUAAAUGAAUGACUUGAGACUAGCGGAAUUCUAAGCAGAUGAAGCAGUGUUCUUGUCCUUUAUUGUUAGUUAACAUUCAAUUGAGUACAGUUAUUGUUGAUUGACUUGACUAUCUUCAUUUUGGGCUGGGAUCCUCUUUGGCUCCUUUAGCAAGCUGGGACAGAAAAAGGAUUAAUCUGAGUAUGGCAGUUACUUUAAUAACCCAUUAUUUUCAUCUUGUUGAGGACAUUAAACACACUGUUUAAUGCAAUGGUUGAUUGUCUUUGUCUUUGUCUUUUUUUUUUGCUGAAUCUCGUGGUAGAAUUUGAAGGACCUGUCUCAUUUUGUUCUUUGCUUUCUAAGGAUAUAAAGAUUCCGUGCAGCAUUAACAUUUCAUGUUGAUUUCGCAUCUAGAAAUAUUUACUGCAGUAUAUUGUUUGUUUUAACGUUGUUGUGGAAACCAAUAAUGUUGAAAUAAACACAACGUUGGAGAAAGUCAUGUCUGGCAACAUCUGUGGAGAGAAACAGUUAACCUUUUGAUUCUGGUAUGACUCUCCUUCAGAACUGAAAGGUGAUGGAAAAUAGAUUCUUUUUUAUAUUAUUGACAGGCAGAGGUGAAACAUAUUGCACAAAAGAUGUAAAUCAUGGUGUGAAGGGUCCUGGAUCAUGGAGUCCUUGCAGUAGAUUUGGUGUCAGGCUUGGAUUAAUGAGGAGGAUACUCCUCUCCUGAGUCAGAAAGCUAAGUGUUCAAGUCCCACUCGAGACUUGGGCCUAAAUGUAAGCUGGCACUCCAGUGGUGCAUUGUUAGUUGUGCUAUCCUUCAUUAAGAUAUUAACACGAGACUUUGUGAAUUUGCAUUAUUUUUAUACUUUUUUUCUUAUUUCUCCACUAUUAGCAACUUUUUUUGCUUUGGGCCUCUAUAUUAUGGUCACCUUACUCCUGUGCCUUUGUCAAAAGUAUCAAAAAGUACCUAUUUUCUAACACUUUUCAGUUCUGAAGAAGAGUCCAUGUUUGAAGUGUUAUCGGUUUUCUCUACAGAUGAUAGAUUUUGAGCAUUUGCAGUAUUUUGCCUUUUGUGAAAAAGGAUGUUAUCUCUUACUAAUUCCAUUUUGGUUGAGUGAAAGGAAGUUAUUGAUGGAACAUUUCGAUGUGUAAAUCAGUUGAAAUAAUAACAAAAAGUGCCAGAGAUGCUUGGCAGAUCUGGUGGUAUUGUGCAGCAGUAAGAUGAAAUUUAAUUGAAAGUGCUGCUUCUCUUCAAACCAACUGUUCAAUGAUGUGUCUUUGUUUGCUGGUUAUAAUUCCUGUAAUAAAGAUUUGUACACAAUCA